Molecule: messenger RNA, 807 nt
Organism: Mercurialis annua (annual mercury)
Lineage: Eukaryota; Viridiplantae; Streptophyta; Magnoliopsida; Malpighiales; Euphorbiaceae
Product: F-box protein At3g07870-like
Exons: 2
Coding region: 1-807 (268 amino acids)
Molecular function (GO): protein binding
Source: RefSeq, a predicted model, not a curated record
AUGGACAAACUUUCACAAGCAAUGGUGGAUGGCUAUGGAAUUCCAAAAAGUUUUAUUGGUAAAAUUCAUGAUUGGAUAAUCAUAGCACUAGCCUAUCACGUUAUGAUACAAAUCGAAAUGAAAAAGAUUCAGAUUUGUGAAUAUUUUCCUGAAGAGGUUGUUGUUCAAAUAUUGAGCAAACUGCCUGUCAAAUCUGUUCUGAAAUUCACUUGUGUCUGCAAGUUAUGGAAUUCUAUCAUCAAAAGCUCUGAUUUCAUCUCUACUUUCGCGUCAAACAAACACGACGCUUACAUCUUUAUGCUCCACUUUAAUAGUCCUAACUACCAAUACUCUAUGCGUUUCGACAACAGAGAUUUCGACGAGUACCUGUCUCUCCAACCACUUUUCAACACAGCCAACGUCUAUGAUGUGCAUGUGGUUGGUUCUAAUAAUGGUCUUGUCUGCCUCUGUUAUGCCUACAGAAACUAUGGAUCCACAACACAUAAGUUGAUUAUUUGGAACCCUUCCAUUAGAAAAUAUUUGCUGAUACCUGAACCUAAUUUUCUUUUUCUUUGUUCGAUUUCUGAAAAGUUAAUGGGGUUUGGGUUUGAUUCAAGAACCAACGAUUACAAAUUGUUACUGGCUCAAUUUUGGGGGGACUGUAUUAAGAAUGUGGUUCUCUAUUCACUAAACUCGUAUUCUUGGAAAAAUUAUAGUAAUGUUGCUCUCAACUAUACGCAUACGUGUAUGACAACUCCAGCUUUCGUGGAUGGCAGGUUCCAUUGCCUUGUAAUUACUAAGAAAAAAGAAUGUGGUGCUGGUGUUUGA